UAAGGUGAAUUUUCAAGUUGCCGCGAAAAGAAAGAAAUUCUCGACAGAUAGCGCUAUAGACAAGAGGAAUUAUCAUAACCUUUUAAAUCUUUCAAACAUAGGGAGGUAACGCGAACAAUAAACAUGAUCGAAAUAAUUGUUUCUACAUAAACGAGAUUUUAUAUCAAUUAGAGAGAGAUAUAUAUAUGUAUAAAAAUCAACCAUGAGUGAAUUUAAAGUACAUCAUUUGAUAAGAGAAUUGAUUGAAUCACUUGGUUCAGAAACUGCUCCAGAAGAACAUGUAGAGAAACUACAGAAAGAAAGUUCAACAACAAAUGCACUAAAUACUGUUGCUCCUCAAAGUUGCAUUCAGCAUCUUUCCAAACAUUCAUUACAACCAGAAUUAUUUAUACAAAAGUAUGAAGAACUAAAGUCUAAAAAGGUGGAUUUACUAGGUCCGUUUAUGCAAACUCUGGAACUAAUAUCUCAAGAUAAGGAUUUAAUAAAGUUUUUGUCAAGAUCUGCACCAGCAUUAACUGCUAGUUCUACAAAAAAUCAAGUCAUUACACAAAAAGAUUUGCCAAAGAUCUGCAAAAAUGUGAUGAAAGCUGCUGUCGAAGGAGGAAAGAAAUUAAAUCAGCAAGCAGUUGGUAAAAAGAAUGAUACCUUAACAAUACACAAUUGGGUGGCAGAACGUCCACGUAUAACUUGGGACUUUUAUAGUGACACAACUGUAGCACUUUAUCAAAAAGUUGUUCCUGUUAUAUCUCAAGAGUCUAUACUUCUGUGGGAUAUCCUGUAUUGCUUAAAAGGCAUAGAUGGGUCAUACAUAGUUUCAGAACCUUUAACAACUCCCUAUGGUGUUAAGACAUUUGCUAUAUCAUCAGAUAUUAGUAUAUCAUUUAAGCAACUUGCACAACAGAUAUUACCUUUAGGUUCCUGUUAUUCUAUGACAGUGAGAUUUGUAGAGGAGAAAGUCUCCCCAGAUGAUGGACAAGUUAAUCAUGCCUUGAGAGGAGCUAUACGAUCUUUACUGAAGGAUUACUUGCUUUUUGUUGUGCAACUUGAGAUGGAACAUGUCCAUGGCAAAUUAAAUUUACAAAAGUUAUGGUUUUAUAUCCAGCCUACUAUGAUUACAAUGUCUAUACUUGCUCAGAUUACAUCCACAAUAUGCAAGGCAAAUGCUAGAGGUGGGAAAGUGUUGAGCCUCCUCCAUGAACAAACAAUGAACAAUAUCAGUGGUGAAACCAAGUCCAAAGAACUGUGUCUGUAUUUGAUGCAAGCAGCGAGCAUGCCGUAUAUGCAAAUUUUAGAAAAAUGGCUUUAUAAGGGGAUGAUAUGCGAUCCAUACCAAGAAUUCUUUGUAGAGGAUAACGAAUUGGUUCAAAGAGAAGAACUUCCAGUGGAUUAUUCUGCAGAUUACUGGGAGAAACGAUAUACCAUGCGGCCGGAAAGGAUACCUGUGUUUUUAAGCGAGCACGCACAAACAAUACUUAGAACAGGAAAAUAUUUUAACGUCAUUAGGCAAUGCGGUGCGUUCAUCAAGAGUAAAACAGUACAAUGGGGGAAACAAGAGCCUUUGAGUUACCAACAUCAAGGACAGAAAUACAUAGCUGCCAUCGAUAGAGCAUAUUCAGAAGCUGCUAAAAAAUUAUUGGAAGUACUUAUACAUGAAAACGAUCUGAUGGGCAGACUGCGUAGCGUAAAAAGUUAUUUUCUUCUCGCUCAAGGAGAUUUUAUAGUUCAAUUUAUGAAUCUCUGCGAGGCAGAGUUAAGUAAAAGCAUGUAUGAUGUCGUGCCACAUCGUUUGGCAUCUCUCCUCGAAGUUGCAGUGCGAAUGUCCACUGCCGAUUCAGAUCCUUAUAAGGACGAUCUGAAACCUGAGUUACUUCCGUAUGACUUGCAAUACCAAAUGUUUAGAAUACUUUCGAUUCAAACCAGAGAUGAGAAAGAAUACUGCCUUCAGGCAGGUAAAACUCUAACUGGUUUAGAAGCUUUUGUCUUCAAUUACGAUGUCAAAUGGCCAGUUUCUCUAAUUAUUAAUAGAAAAGCGAUAGCUUGUUAUCAAAUGUUAUUUAGGCACUUGUUCUCUUGCAAACACGUUGAAAGGCUUUUGUGCAGAGUAUGGGUUAGUAAUAAAAUUGCAAAAACUUUUACGCACGAAGUGGCAAUGGCUUACAGACAAGCAUUCUCAUUACGACAAAGAAUGUUAGAUUGUAUACAACACUUGGAGUAUUACAUGAUGGUGGAAGUCGUCGAGCCAAAUUGGCUAAAAUUUAUAAAUAAAAUGAGCAAAGUUAGUAACGUUGACGAUGUACUGAGCGUACACCAGGACUUGCAGGACAGUUAUUUGAAAGAGUGUAUGUUAACGGAUCCCGACCUUCUCGGCUGUAUUACCAAUAUAUGUGCUAUAUGCGUAGAAUUCUGCAAUUUUAUGCAGCAUAUGAGCCGCUACUACAUUGAUGCUGAAUUGACAUCCAUGAUUGGUGCCUGUCAGGAAGAUGUCUAUGAAUAUGAGGUUGAAAAUGGUGUCGCAACAAAAGACGGGGCAGGAAGCUUUGAAGAAACAAUUGUAUCAUUAGAUGAAAAAUUUACUCAAGUAUUGCUACGUCUUCUAGAUCGAAUUUGUGAUUUGGGUUGUCAUAACAAUAAUGAAAAGCUACUUAAUGUCUUAUGUCGGCUCGACUUCAACUUAUUUUACACCGAUAUACUGAUAUGCCGAGGAAGAGAGACGACUGUCACGCGGCAAGAUGUAUCUGGUUAAUAAUUAUGCGUUAUUCGCGUAACUUGUUCAUUGCUGUCGCUGAUUUACUCUCAACAUGUAGAUUUGUGACAAUAAUCUGUUGAUAUAUAAAGAGAAGAAUUUUAAUUAUUUUCUAUACAUAUAAUAGAGAUCAUAUUAAUUUUCGCAAUGACCACAAUAACGUAUCUGCUUGUUGAUUAUAUUUGCUAACGUUGAUUGUAUUUAUUAACAAAAACAAUAUUCUGGCUACAAAUAGAUCUUCAGAAAAGAUCUUCGUAAAAGAUCUGCUUAUAAUUAUAACAGUACAAAUUGUAAUAGAAUGUAACAUAUAUAUGUAUAUAUAUUCUUUUUUAUUGCAAUAUAUAUAUACAUAUAUAUAUAGUAAUAAAAUGCAACAUACAUAUUAAA
This is a messenger RNA of Odontomachus brunneus, 3130 nucleotides long. Its product is annotated as gamma-tubulin complex component 2-like. The coding region runs from base 203 to 2743 and encodes 846 amino acids. Gene Ontology annotation, biological process: mitotic cell cycle; cytoplasmic microtubule organization; meiotic cell cycle. Lineage: Eukaryota; Metazoa; Arthropoda; Insecta; Hymenoptera; Formicidae. Gene Ontology annotation, cellular component: spindle pole; centrosome; equatorial microtubule organizing center. The transcript has 18 exons. Gene Ontology annotation, molecular function: gamma-tubulin binding; microtubule minus-end binding. The record is from RefSeq and is a predicted model, not a curated record.